Erpetoichthys calabaricus (reedfish) is the source of this 3814-nucleotide messenger RNA. RefSeq names its product forkhead box N2a (gene foxn2a). Gene Ontology annotation, biological process: regulation of DNA-templated transcription. The record is from RefSeq and is a predicted model, not a curated record. NCBI's taxonomy places the organism in Eukaryota, Metazoa, Chordata, Cladistia, Polypteriformes, Polypteridae. Gene Ontology annotation, molecular function: cis-regulatory region sequence-specific DNA binding; DNA-binding transcription factor activity. The coding region runs from base 267 to 1580 and encodes 437 amino acids. Gene Ontology annotation, cellular component: nucleus. The transcript has 7 exons.
GCGACGGCAGGGGGUUUUGGUAGCGUGGCUGUGCGGUGUGAUUUCUGCGCUGCGUGGAUGGAGGAAGCAGCAGCUGCUGAUCUCUGACACUCGGAGAGAGACAGGCGUCUAUAUGCACAUAUAUACUGAUUCACUGCCAUAUUGCAAAACAGGCGCGACGUGCAUGACUUGACUUGGAUCCCCAGUACAAUGCAAGAAAAAGAGUGCACGUGCAAGCAGCUCAUACAGCAGCAGCGUCUUCUGCUGCUUUAGAACACCAGUAUUUAAUGGGUCCUGUAAUUGGAAUGUCUCCAGAUAAGAAAGCGGAAACGCCUGGGUUACAAGAAUUUUCAGGAUUAAAGUUGACUGCUUGUGGCAUGGGCACCUUACCAGAAGCUGAAAGUGCUGCAAGCCCCAAGGCAACAAGUGUGGACAAGGGGCCAUGUGAUGAUGAAGAACUGACAAACUUGAAUUGGCUCCAUGAAAACCUCCUGCAAAACUUCACUCUGGUCUCAGAAGCUCAGCCCAGUGUCAGUCCUCUAUAUGACAUUGAGGGAGAUAGUGUACCACCUUCUUUUACUUCGUCCUGUUCUGUAGCCCAGGAGAAGGAUUCUGUUAACACAAAGCCCCCAUAUUCUUUUAGCCUUCUUAUCUACAUGGCUAUUGAACAGUCUUCUAACAAAUGCCUGCCUGUCAAGGAUAUCUACUGCUGGAUCUUGGAUCACUUCCCUUAUUUUGCCAGUGCCCCCACUGGCUGGAAAAACUCAGUGAGACAUAACUUGUCCUUGAACAAGUGUUUUCGCAAGGUGGAGAGAGGCCUUGGUAAAGCAAAUGGAAAAGGAUCUUUAUGGUGUGUUGAUCCAGAAUAUCGACCCAAUCUUAUUCAAGCACUGAAAAAGCAACAUUUUCCCUCUGCACAUGUCUUCUGUACCCCACCAGCAUCACCACCAAGUGCAUCAACACCUCCUCCACAUUUGAUUCUCCAAGAUCAAGGCUUUUCUGUGAAAGAAUCUGACAUUGAUGCAGCCACAGCCAUGAUGCUUUUAAACUCUUCCCCAGAGAAACAGAAGAUGGAGUGUGGCCUGUCUCACUCUGCCUCUGCCACAUUGCCAGUAAAGAGGACCUACAGCAGCAACAGCAUACAGGAUGUGCAAGAUAAACCUAUUGAUCUUUCUCAGCCAGUAAUAGCAGUUGUCAGCAAUGACCCUAAGGAAGAUCACAAUUACACUGCCACCUUCCAACGCUGUGCGUCAAGGUCAAGUGUGUCUUCCUCAUCAUCUGUGGAUGAGGCCUAUGAGUUUGCAUCAACAGCUCGACGAGCAGGGAGCGAGGGCUUCAAUAGUGAUGAAGAUUCUGAUUUGCCAGAUGAUGGGGAAGAAGAGGAAACAGAAGAUCUCCUUGGAGACAGUGGCUAUGGAUCUCAGCGAUGCAGUGCCAGUCUAGCAGCUGGUGCACCAGCCAACAAGAAGCCCCGCAGAGAAGUGAAGGUGGAGAUUGACGAGGAGCUAAAGGAGGCAGCAGGUUCUCUUCUGCACCUUGCUGGGAUUCGCACAUGUUUGGAUGCUUCAAGAUGCACAGCAAAGAGCAAGAGCAAAAAUUAAGACUUCCAAGAGUGGCAGUUUUUUUUUUUUUUUUUUUUUUAGUUUUUUUUGUUUUUUAUAUAUAUUGAAAAAAUAACCCCACAUGGCAAUAUCAUUUUACAAAGGAGAACAAAGCCAUAUUAAGACUUUUGUUAAGAAGAUAGUGACUGCUGUGAACUACUCUGAAGGGUCAAAUAAGAUGAAGCAAUUCAACAAAUUUAUAUCGUUUUUCUCUUUGUUUAAAAAAGUGAUGAGUUUCAAACAUAAAACAGUUGCAUGCUUCCUUUCCCAGCAAGUUACUGGUAUAUUUAGGGAUGAAUGCAUGGAUUUAUAGCACACAGCAGGACUUCUGCUUUCCAUCAUUUUUCACAGUUGUACCGUACUUUCCUUUGUAAAACUCUUUGAAUAGUGUCAAGAAAAUGAGGCAUUUCUCAGCUAGAAGAUUAUCCGAGAGAUACAGCCCAAAACAAAAUGCAAUAAUUAUUACAAACCAUUUUUUAUUUUUUUCUCCAAGGUGGAUUAUACAUUUAGAUGAAGACAAGAAAGCAUUAGCACCACAACCUUAUCAGGGAGAAAGUUAGAGAAAGAGCCUCUGGACUUUGUGUUAAUGUGUAGCCUUUAGUAGCUUUCCUGAACUUUGCUUUUGAGUUCCGCAACAGGAGUUCAUUUAAAGCACUUCAACAGAAGACUAUAUGGGAGAUUAUAAUUUUGAAAAGAAACCCUCUAGAGUCAUAAUUAGUUUUAAAAAAAAAAAAAUUUUCAAAACUUGUUUCAAACUAUUAUGUGAGAGGUAUGCACACACAUUUUCUGUUUUUCUGAAUCAAAAAACAGUGAAUGUUCUUUGGAGUAUAGAAAAAGAAAAGUGAACAAAAUAAUGUCAUUUUUUUCAAUCCCUUGAUUAAUUUUUCCUGCUAUAUUACACUGUCCGCUGGGGUUUGAGGGGAAAAAAACAGCCCUUUUGUGGAAUUUGUUGUUGUGUUUUUUUUAUUUCUUUCCUUUUUGAAUACUAUGUCGCAAAAUAUCCAUUGUUCUUAUGGUGUGCUGGACCAAGGAAGUGCAAAGCUACUAGACUGACACCAACUUGACAAACAAAGCACAAGUGAGCAAUUUGUGUGUUUUUUGUUGUAAAACAUGAUUUAGUUUUGUUACGGAUAAAAUUUGAAAACAAAAAGGUACUUGCUUGUGUCCCACAGUGUAUGAGUCAAGAUGGAAAUAAUCCUUGCUGGCUUAGAGACCUUGUAUUUCUAGGAAGAAAGUGGACGUUCAGUCAGUCAGAUUAUCUCUGUUUUCAUGUGACCUUACAAAAUCACACUCUUUAAAGUACAGUUUAGCUUAAAAAAUCCUUUAUUUUCUAACAGUUUAAAGUUGAGAAUUUUGAGGGUUAUUAAUUCUUUUAUAUUUCCAACAUUUACGCAGUUAAGAAUCGCCGAAAAGCAGGACCUCAUCUCAUUAGAAUCCAAACUUACAUUUUUACUGCCUUCUUACCAUCAAUGCUCACUUUGAUUCUUUAUAUUGUAUGCAUUCUACUAAAUGUACACUUCUGUCCUUAUUUCUGUUAUGUCAUGUCAUAAUAUUUUUAACGUAUCUGUUGAUACAUAUAGUUUUUAUGUAUCAAAGCAGUACGGGUUUAUCCACAUCUUACAGACAGCGUAUCUCUCUUCUUUAACUCCUUGCCAAUGCCAUCAUGUAAAUGUGGUUGCCACCUCAGCCUUUUAAAUUAUUCAUUUGAAAAACACUGACCUAUCAAAAUGAGGUCCUUCUGCAGUUUGCCAGGACCAGCACACCUAUGCUUAAGUUUAAAUCAAGCAUUUACAGAGAUUCUCACAGGCCAGGAUAAGGGAACUUAGCAGGUAAAAGGUUGCUGUUAAAGUAAAUAUUAAAUAUACAUACAAUGUAUUUCAGUUUGUGUGGAAAGAAUUUACCAGGAACUGUCACAUUUUUUUCAGUUUGUUUCUUGUUUUAAUUAUGUUUUAGUUAUCACUGCCUGAUUGAAAAUGUGAGUAAUUACCCGAAACAAACAACUGUUGAAUUAUUUUCAGUUCUGUUUGUUCUAAUUUUAUUUGUUGCCGGUAGGUCAGUGGUAAACAGGAUUUGCAGAUAGUGUUAACAGCAGGUUGAAAUUGAUGACAUUUUGACUUAAUACCAGCUCAAUUUGUUUACAGAAACAUUAAGUGAAUUGGUUAAUGUUUCAUUGCCAUUAGUUAUAUGGGUAUGUAGCAGGCAAAAGACUCAGUCUCAUAUAUAUAUAUAUAUAU